Leptinotarsa decemlineata (Colorado potato beetle) is the source of this 2179-nucleotide messenger RNA. It is a transcript of the gene Ubqn, whose product is annotated as Ubiquilin. Gene Ontology annotation, biological process: ubiquitin-dependent protein catabolic process. The record is from RefSeq and is a predicted model, not a curated record. Gene Ontology annotation, molecular function: polyubiquitin modification-dependent protein binding. Lineage: Eukaryota; Metazoa; Arthropoda; Insecta; Coleoptera; Chrysomelidae. Gene Ontology annotation, cellular component: cytosol.
GAGUCUAUUCGUCGUACGCGCCUCGCCUUACCUCAGCAUUUCAACAACUCCAUGAAUCAGCGUUGACGCCAUUGGAGUUUUUACUAAUAAUAAGUGUUUUUGUAUCUGUUUUGUGGUCGUAGAAGCUGACGAGGGACAUUGGAUGACAGUGACAUUGCCGAUUUUACUGUAGCCAAAAUACGUCAGCGUUUCGUGUCAAAAUGGCCGACGAAGUACCCGUUAGUAGUGGUGAUACCAUUCCUGAAAUGUCAUUAGAAACGCCUUCAGUACCACCACCGGAACAGUCUCAUCCUGAGCCUCCCACCUCUGAUCCUACUUCUGAAGUUUCUCCUGCUCCUCCUGCCUCAGAUAAUGCUCCAGUCGCAAUGAACGAUCAAGAAAUGGAAGCUCCUGCUCAAGAGCAGGGCCAAGCUCCUGCUCAAGAGCAGGGCCAAGCUCCUGCUCAAGAGCAGGGACAAGCUCCUCCGGUAGCAGCAGAACAAGAACCUGAAAAACCGGCUGAGGUAGUACCGGAGAAGCCCCCAGCAAAAAAAAUUACUGUGCACGUGAAAACUGCCCAGGAACGAGAGACUUUCGAAAUCGAAGAGGAUUCCUUGGUGAAGGACUUCAAAGCUCUGAUCGGCCCCAAGUUCAACGCAGAGCCUGAUCAGCUGUGUCUGAUUUUUGCUGGAAAAAUAAUGAACGACGACGAUAACAUGACGCAGCAUAACAUCAAAGACGGCCUGACGAUUCAUCUCGUUAUAAGGGCAGCUCCCAGGACGCUCGAAACCGAUCCCAAUCGACGACCCGCCGACAUCGGUGCCACCCCAUUCCAAUUGGGCAGCUUGGGGGGACUCGCCGGAAUCGCCCAGUUGGGGAUGGGUUCGGCCGACUUCAUGGAGAUUCAGAAUCAGAUGCAGAACGAGCUGCUUUCGAAUCCGAAUAUGUUACGAAAUCUGCUGGAUAAUCCGCUCGUACAACAACUCAUGAAUAAUCCAGAAGUGAUGAGAACGCUUGUGAUGAGGAAUCCUCAGAUGCAGGAGCUGACCGAAAGGUAUCCAGAGAUUAGCCAAACUUUGAACAAUCCGGAGCUCCUUCGUCAAACAGCCGAGUUAGCGCGCAAUCCCUCAAUGCUCCAGGAGUUGUUGAGAAGUCAUGAAAGGUCAUUGGGAUUGGAUCCUAGUUCCCCUCUUCCUGCCACCAAUCCCAUCCCGAAUAUGUUCCAGAAUCUUCAAGAACCGAUGCUGUCCUCAAUGGCUGCUCAAUUCCAAGCUAGUGCACAAACUACUCCUGCUCGCGGAGUACUAAAUCCUCCCCCACUAGCGAGUUUGCUGCAGCAGUUGUCAGAAAAUCCGACCUUAGUUCAAAACAUGCUCCAAGCCCCGUACACUCAAUCGGUCCUAGAGGCUAUGACGGCUGAUCCUAAUAUAGCAAACGCGCUGCUUGCUCAGAACCCAUUGAUCACCAAUAAUCCCGUCCUUCAAGCUCAAAUGAGGAACAUGAUGCCUCAAUUUAUGCAACAAAUGCAGAAUCCUGAAGUGCAGAAUCUCAUGACGAAUCCCCAAGCUUUAGACGCCAUUAUGCAGAUUCAGCAAGGCAUGGAGACUUUGAGGCAGUCCGCGCCUAGUCUCAUACAUACCUUUGCUCCGCCUCCAGCUCCCCAGGAAGUGCCAAAUAGUACCAGUACUGCUCCAACUGAGCCAGCCGAUGGGACACGCAACCCUUCUUCAGGUUUGCCUAGAGACGCGUUUUCAGAAUUCAUGUCUAGGAUGGUGGGUAGUAUGGCAGCAAACACAGAUAAUACUUUGCCACCUGAGCAGAGGUACCAGGCACAGCUGGAGCAACUGGCUGCUAUGGGAUUCCUCAACAGAGAGAUCAAUUUGCAAGCUCUUAUCUCUACUUUCGGAGAUAUCAACGCUGCAGUGGAGAAAUUACUUAAUCAGGGGCAGCUAACUCCUAUGGGUUGAUUUCAUUGUACAAGUCAUUAGAUCCUAGGGGUAAUCAUGUUACAGUAUUUCUAGAAUCAUGGGGUCACUUUAUUAUACUUGUUAAACAGUUUUUAUUUUAAGAGUUUGUAUUCUUAUUUUCUCUGGAGUGUGUAUCUGCCUGAUAUAGUGUGAAUAACAGUUAAGGAAAACAGUGGAAUUAGAUACUGUUCUGUUGAUAUAUUUUCGUCAAUAAAUGUUACAGAAAUAAGGCA